Messenger RNA from Musa acuminata AAA Group (dessert banana), 2034 nucleotides. RefSeq names its product agamous-like MADS-box protein AGL65. Gene Ontology annotation, molecular function: protein dimerization activity; RNA polymerase II cis-regulatory region sequence-specific DNA binding; DNA-binding transcription factor activity, RNA polymerase II-specific. Gene Ontology annotation, biological process: positive regulation of transcription by RNA polymerase II. Bases 312 to 1358 code for a protein of 348 amino acids. The transcript is spliced from 12 exons. NCBI's taxonomy places the organism in Eukaryota, Viridiplantae, Streptophyta, Magnoliopsida, Zingiberales, Musaceae. The record is from RefSeq and is a predicted model, not a curated record.
UUGGACGGACUCGCUGACCCUUCCCUCCCGCUCUUUCAUCUCUCUCUCUCUCUCUCUCUCUCUCCUGCAAAUUGAUAUCCCCUGGCUUUCCGCUUCCUCUUUCCCCUUGGAUUGGAUCCUCGGAUGACCUGCAUUAAUAGCCCCAAAGAUCGCUUCUUGGGGAUAGGGGCGCGGAGACUCAAGUUUUUCGCCUCCUUUUUGGUGUAUUCGAAGCUUUUGAAGCCCAAGGUCGCAUCUUUACAAGGUUUCGUGAGGGUGAGACAGAGAGGGAGGGAGGGAGGGUUGGGAAGGGGAAGCCGACAAGGGAUUCGAUGGGGAGGGUGAAACUGAAGAUAAAGAGAUUGGAGAAUAGCAGCAGUCGGCAGGUCACUUAUUCCAAGAGGAAAGCGGGAAUACUGAAGAAGGCGAAGGAGCUGUCGAUAUUGUGUGACAUCGAUCUUGUCCUUCUCAUGUUCGCACCUAAUGGGAAGCCUACAAUAUGUGUUGGGGACCGCAGCAACAUUGAGGAGGUUGUUGCAAGGUUUGCUCAAGUAUCUCCACAGGAAAGGGCAAAAAGAAAAUUGGAGAGCCUUGAAGCUCUUAGAAAGACAUUCAAGAAGCUGGACCAUGAUGUUAAUAUCCAAGAGUUCCUGGGUUCAAGUACUCAAACAGUUGAGGAGCUCACUAAUCACUUGAGGUCAUUGCAUGGUCAAAUAUUAGAUGUGCAAAAAAGACUAAGUUAUUGGACCGAUCCAGAUAAGAUUAAUAACAUAGACCAUAUUAGGGCUAUGGAACAGUCUCUCAAGGAAUCUCUUAGCCGUAUUCAGGCGCAUAAGGAAAACUAUGGAAAGCAACUUAUUUCUUUAGAAUGCAGUGGCCAGUUCCAAAAUGACAUGCAUUUGUCCUCGGGAUUAGGCUGUGCGCAAGGAGCCUCACCAUUGCAAUGGCUUCAUAACAAUGAUGGUCAGCAAUUGAUGCUUCCACAAGAUGCUAAUUUGAUACCUCAGAGAGAUGUUGGCUGCUCCACAGACACAUCUCUUCAAAAUUAUCCUGCUUACUUCAGCACAGGAAAACAAACAGAUGCAAAUGAGCCAGUUCAGGAGGAUUCCUUGCAUGAGUUUAGCCCAAAUGCAUGUUUGAGGCUUCAGCUAGGAGGACAAUACCCGUACCAGUCCUAUGGUCAGAAUUUGCUCAGUGAUAGAACAUUCAAGCCUGAUGCCGAAAAUAGUUUACAGGAAAGUACAAUAGAUUAUCAGGUGAAUCAGUUUGAGACACCCAGGUCUGGAUAUGAUGCUAGCUUCCAGAAUUGGGCUUCCACAUCUGGGACUUGUGGUGUUGCAAUAUACGAUGAGCAAUCAUAUACCCAACAACCCAACUAGACGAAGAACUGGAUCAUCUGCCCACCCUUCCUGAUGGAAGAGAGCAUCCCCAGGACUUCAUCCUUGGAAAUCCUUUUUCAAGUGAUAGAUGGCAGGACGUGCUGGUACUUGCUGACUUAAUCUCCUUCUUACAAUCUUAUUAACACCCGAUUGAUGGAACUGUACAUUGUGAUUGUUAUAUAACGUGAGAUAGGAAAAAGGAUAUUUUCUUUUCUUUUUUUUCUUUCUCUUUGUGAAUUCAUAUUUGUUGAUGCUCCUCAGCUGACCAUUUUGUUCAGGUUGUUUUGUAUACAUCAGGAGGAGGUUUUCCUCUUGUAAAUGAUAAUUGUAACUACUGUACAUGCACUGCUGCUUCUCUUCUAUAUGGAACUGUAAAGGAGGACUCUCUUAGCGAAGUAUAUUGUUUGAUGAUCCCUUUAAAUUUCGUGCAUUUGCAUCGUCGGAAUGACGUGCAAUCUUGACCGUCCAAUUGAUGUACUCCAGCUCCGGGUUGUGCACCCGGUUAACGUUAGGAUAUUGUGGGGUCAGGAUCGUCUCUCCGAUCGUUGACGGCUCGGUUGCCAUCCGGCCGUCGGUGUUUGAAAUACGAUUAUUGGGAGCCAUCCGACGGUGUCAGUUGAAAGUGCACAGAAGCGGACCGUCCGGAUCAUUCGAACGUUGGUGGGCGUGUUCGAAU